Messenger RNA from Closterium sp. Yama58-4, 3402 nucleotides. NCBI's taxonomy places the organism in Eukaryota, Viridiplantae, Streptophyta, Zygnematophyceae, Desmidiales, Closteriaceae. The record is from the annotation of a GenBank genome assembly.
AUGCGCUCCCCUGGAUCUACUGCUGAUUGCACGGAAGAUCGCACGCAUUCCGACGCGGCCGAAGCGAUUGACGCUUCGGGGCUGGAAGACAUGGAUCAGAGCGGCAUAAAUCGCGACGCGACGGGUGAAAAUGACGAGCCAGACGAAUUUCCCGCUCUUCGUCAGGCCGCCACGACAACAAGCCCGACGAACGAUAACGGGGGAUCGUCGAAGGAAAAGGACGGGACAGUCGCAAAACGGCCGCGACGGAAGCAGCCGUUUCCGUACAAACACCUGCUGCCUCGCGACGGCUACAACUGGGUCAAAUACGGCCAAAAACAGCUAUCCGGCGGGCUACACAUGAGACACUAUUUCCACUGCAUGCUCCGAAACACGGACGCGCGCUGUCCCGCUAAGCGCAUCGUCAACAUGAGCAAGGCGGACAGCAAGGCGCCGCUCAAAAUCGAGUACAUCAACGACCACAACCAUCGCCCGCACCUCCGCAGCGCCAGCAGCUCCCCCGCUCCGCAUCAGCAGCGCGGCGCCAGCAGCAGCGCGGAGAUUUUGCUACAGCCUGUAUCAUCCGGGCGGCAGUUUACCCUCGGCAUUAGCGACGGGCACAUUCGAGGCGCCGCGAUGGGUGGGGCGCUUAUGGAGAGUGGUGAUGCGGAUUCGUUGUUGAAGGACGGAAUAAUUAGCGCAAGCGCGAACGACGGCGGGUUAGACGCGCUGCGCAUGCUAACGGCCGGCGAUGGUAAUGAUUACGCUGCGUUACGACAAACCCUAGAUGAAGCGAUUCGCAAGGCGGCUGCGAGUCGGGUUCAUCAGCAGAGGACUGGCAGCAGCAGCGGCGGCGGCCACGUCAGCGCGCUCCAGGUCAGCAAGCUACUACAGAGCCUGGGCCGGCAGGAGAUGGGGCAACAGUUACCUAGCAUUGCUAGCGGCAGCAGCAGUCGAGGGGGCGGCGAGGGCGGUAUUGCCGGCGGAAGCAGCAGCGCAGCUCAACCGUCCCUAUGGCAGCGGCGGGCGGCAGGAGCACAGGCAGGAGCGGCAAUGGCGGCGGCAGCGGCAGCAGGUCUGAGCUCUGCUGCCAACAACCCGCCGACUUCGUUAAUGGCGGACAUCGCGCCUCUCGCCCCGCGUUCCGCGCUUGGUGCGGACUCGCUGAUGGCAUUCGCAAGUCAGCUAUCGUCGCCACCUGCGCAAGCGCCGGGUGCGCUUGUCGGCGGAGGCUCCCCGUACCUCUCUCCGCUCCCCGGCUCCCCCACCGCAGCAAACGCCAAUCUGUCCAUUUUCUCCUCCCAUGCGGCCACACUCGCUGCUCUCUCAAACCUCCACUGCCAAGCUACCACCUCCCACUCCCCCUCCUUCGCCUCCCCCCGCGCAUCUUCCCAAGACUUCCCCCUCUCCCCCACCGCCUUCCCCUCCCCCCCCGCAUCCGCGCAUGACUUCCCCAUUUCCCGCCCAACCCUCCCCCGGAGCGUGACAGAGCCCACGUCUAGCCCCUCCCCCCCGCUCAUGCACUCCGCGCCGCCGCCCCCGUCGCUAGCAGAAGCGAUAGCGAUGCUUCAAAUGGCGUCUCUCUCCCCCAACCGCACCUCACCGAGCAGCACCCGCCCUGCUUCCCCGCGUCCCUCUGGCGGACUCGUCUCCCCCCCGCCCUCGGGCCUAAUCUCCCCCCCGCACUCCGGAUUUGCCACUCCGAAUCACCUCGGAUUAGCACCGCAGGUGUAUAACGCACAGGCGCAGGGAGGGGGGUUGCUGGGGAAGGACGAGGGGAUGGCUCACAAGCUCGGAACCGCACUCAACACCUUGUUCACGCGGAACCUCACGUCCUCCUCACACACGUCACAUGUCACGUCGUCCCCUCCCCCCAUCUCCCCCCGAUCCGCGCACAGCCAUUCCUCCGCCUCCGCCUCCGCGAGUCCAGCGCUCUUCUCCCCCCGCUUCGCCACGUCUGCUGCUGCUGCGAGCGGGGAUUUCUUGAUUAGUGCGGGCGGAGGGCAGGGUAUGGAGGGUAUGGGGUAUGACGCUUUGGCGCAGGCGUUUUUGAAUGACGAUUUGACACAGCAGUGGCAGCAGCAGCAGCGGCAGCAGCGGCAGCAGCAGCAGCAACAGCAGCAGGGGCAGCAGCAGCAGCAGCAGCAAGGGGAGGAGGUUAAUGUACAGGAGUUAAUAGCGCAGGCUCAGCAGCAGCUGAAGCAGGAACAGAGAUCAGAACAGGCGGGGGGCGGGAAUGCACUAGGAGAGGAUGGAGAAGAGGAGGGAGGGGGAGCACAGGAAGCGGAGGAGCAGCGGCACGAGCUACAACCGUGGCAAUCACUCAUCCCUGAUGACUGGGGCCUUAUGCAAGAGCAACUUGAUGAGUUAGCAGGGCAGCAGCAGGAGCAGGGGGGGGGAGGGGAGAAUGGGCAGGAGGCAGGGGUGGAACUGCCUUGGAGCACUCUAGACUCGUUUCCGCUAGACGACAUGCAGCUUGUUGCAGACCUCGAUUUCAACUCGCAACACCUGAACCUGCAAAGCACGAAUCAGCAGAGCGACCAGCUUGGCUCACAUGCGCAGGGCACGCAGCGUGAUCCCCAUGAGUCCACAGUUCCCCAUCAGGACCCCACUGAGAGGUCGUUCCAGAGAGAGAACCUAGAGGACUCGCUGCUAGCGCAGAAGAUUCUGCUUGCGCAGGCGCAGCUAAUCAGCCAAGCGCGGAACGAUUAUCAGCAGCACAGUGAUGUUUUUGUGGUCGGCGGUGCAUCGCUGGGGCGAGACAGCUCGGUGUUUUUGAAAAGAGCAGGAGAUGUGUUGUCGAGCCCUGUGAUUGGCUCGCCGGCCCGCCACAUCAGCAAGAGCCUGUCCGCGUCAGCAGCUGUGGUGCUGGUUGCUGACGAUGCACCGAAUAAUAUCUUUGCGGGGGCAACACAGGGAAUUCCAAAUCCUGGCCAGGCCGCCGUCUUUCCAACAAGCAGAACCGCCCCUGAAUCCGCCCCGGGCGCAAAUACAACCUCCCCCGGUCCCACCCCGCAGCAGGGCUCCUCCCCUCACCUGGUUCUCUCACCAGACCAGCAGUUAGAGGUGGGCCUGGAUCUCUUUGCUGCUGUCUCAGCCGCUUCUGCCUCCGCUUCUGCUGCUGCUGCUGCUGCUGCCGAUGGUUUUCCUGAGUAUGGAUUUGGAGCGAGAUCAGCUGGAAAGCGAGAUGCUGCUGCUGCUGCUGCUGCUGCUGCGGCGGCGGCGGCUGUGGCAGCAGUGGAAACUUCUGAUGCUGCACUUGGCAGUGCCGGUGCUGCAGGUUCGGCUGGUGCUGGUGACACUGGUUUCACCUGGGCCACACUCCCGACAGGGUCGGAUGAGGCACAGCAUAUGGUGAUAUGUGAGGAUAGCUCUGGGGCUAUACAAGUGGCUAUGCGCCCUCGCUCCCCCAGCGACAUGUGA